Cimex lectularius (bed bug) is the source of this 1829-nucleotide messenger RNA. Its product is annotated as tubulin alpha-1D chain-like. The record is from RefSeq and is a predicted model, not a curated record. Gene Ontology annotation, biological process: mitotic cell cycle; microtubule cytoskeleton organization. Gene Ontology annotation, cellular component: cytoplasm; microtubule. Bases 271 to 1626 code for a protein of 451 amino acids. The transcript is spliced from 8 exons. Gene Ontology annotation, molecular function: structural constituent of cytoskeleton; GTP binding. Lineage: Eukaryota; Metazoa; Arthropoda; Insecta; Hemiptera; Cimicidae.
UUAUUCUGAAGUUCACUGUUAAAGAUUAAACACUAGGAACUAGAGAUAUUUAUUUUUCUAAAAUAAUUUUUUGAACUCUUUUUUUACGGGAGAAAAAACUGGAAUUGGGCACUUUUGAUUUUCAAUUGGGUCUAUAAGUAAAUUUCUAAAAAAAUCAUAUUAGUUCAAAUUUAAAGUCAAACACCUGACCGAAUUGAACAGUCUUGUUUGAUAUUUUGCCGGAAACAGUCGUUAGUUUUAUUGUUAUUUCUUUAUUAUUAUUUAAAUAACAUGAGGGAAGUAAUAUCAGUGCAUGCUGGGCAAGCAGGAGUACAGAUCGGAAACGCCUGUUGGGAAUUGUACUGUCUCGAGCAUGGUAUUCAACCAGAUGGUCAGAUGCCUUCGGACAAAACUGUCGGAGGUGGAGAUGACAGUUUCAACACGUUCUUCAGCGAGACAGGCGCCGGAAAACACGUACCAAGAGCCAUAUUUGUCGACUUGGAGCCUACAGUAAUCGAUGAGGUACGAACGGGAACUUACAGACAAUUGUUUCACCCCGAGCAGCUGAUCACAGGCAAAGAGGACGCAGCCAACAACUACGCCAGAGGACAUUACACCGUUGGAAAAGAAAUCAUCGACUUGGUGUUGGACAGGAUCCGUAAACUAGCUGAUCAAUGCAGUGGAUUGCAAGGAUUUCUUAUUUUUCACUCUUUCGGCGGGGGUACCGGAAGUGGAUUUGUUUCACUCCUGAUGGAAAGAUUGUCUGUAGAUUAUGGCAAGAAGAGUAAACUUGAAUAUGCUAUUUAUCCUGCACCCCAAAUUUCCACCGCCGUCGUUGAACCUUACAAUUCGAUUUUGACCACCCACACCACUCUGGAACAUUCCGACUGUGCCUUCAUGGUAGACAACGAAGCUAUUUACGACAUUUGCCGACGAAACCUAGACAUUGAAAGACCAACGUACACAAACUUGAACAGAUUGAUUGGACAAAUCGUUUCCUCCAUUACGGCUUCACUUCGGUUCGACGGCGCCUUAAACGUCGAUCUGACCGAAUUCCAGACCAAUCUAGUACCGUAUCCUAGAAUUCAUUUCCCCUUGGCGACCUACGCACCGGUGAUUUCAGCGGAGAAAGCCUAUCACGAGCAACUCUCGGUCCCUGAAAUUACAAACGCGUGUUUUGAACCAGCCAACCAAAUGGUAAAAUGCGAUCCACGUCACGGAAAAUAUAUGGCCUGUUGCUUGUUGUACAGGGGAGACGUGGUCCCUAAAGACGUCAACUCGGCCAUCGCGACUAUUAAGUCAAAAAGGACUAUUCAGUUCGUGGAUUGGUGCCCGACCGGAUUCAAGGUCGGAAUCAAUUACCAACCACCGACUGUCGUGCCUGGCGGUGAUCUCGCCAAAGUGCAAAGAGCUGUCUGCAUGCUGGCUAACACGACAGCCAUCGCCGAGGCUUGGGCAAGACUUGACCACAAAUUCGAUCUUAUGUAUGCCAAGCGUGCAUUUGUCCACUGGUACGUAGGUGAGGGCAUGGAAGAAGGAGAAUUCAGCGAAGCCCGUGAAGAUUUGGCCGCCCUCGAGAAGGACUACGAAGAAGUCGGAAUGGACUCGGUCGAAGCAGGAGAAGGAGAAGGAGGAGACGAAGCAUAAAUUACAACCCCUCUAAUACCAAAUAUUAUAUUAUAAAUGAGCAUGUGGCGAAAACACAAAUUGUCUUUUUUCCGUUUUAAAACACCCUAUUGGCCAAUUGCGUUUGAUUUGGAAACUGGCACGAAGGGCAAAACGUUUUAAACGGGCAAUUUUACAUUUCUGAUUCCGCAAAUUUAGUUGAAUUAAAAAAUUAUUCGUAAAAA